AGUCGAUUCACAACAUCGAAGAGUAACGUAAGUAAAAAAAAAUUUUGAAAUGUAGAGAUAGAUCGCCCAAAAUGCAUUAAGUGCCUUCAUGAGUGUAGUAACAACCGUGCAAAAUGGGCAGAAGAAAUAAAUGUAAACCGCGUAUUAUCCCCCAACAAGACAAGAGAAUAUGUGGCUGCAUAUGCUUUUGCCAACUUGUAGUGGUAUUUAGUUGCGUUUCGCUUAUUUAUUUAACAGUGGCUAUUUACAUUCCAUCAUACAGAGCUUUUCGUAGUGGAUUCGAGGAAACACCUGUUAUGUGCCAAACCAUCAACAUCAGUACAGAAAAUAAUUGUAGUUGGGCUUCUUGUGGUGAGUGGUGUCUAACUAAAACGUCCGGCUAUUGCCCCCAGAUUCAUGCCACUUCUCGCCAAAAUGGAACUACAGUUCAGUUUCUCAACUGUACAAACUUCCAAUCCUCAAUUUGUCCACCAGUAAAUCCUGAGCAUCUCAAGAAAUUCAAUUGUAAUAACGGAUCAGAAUGUGCAUCAUUGAAAGGAUUAUUCAACUGUUCUUUAGGACAUUGCUCUAAUAUGUCGCAACUUUAUGAAUGUCACUAUAAAGCAGAUGGUUUUACAGUAGACACAGAUAAAGAUAACUUGAAAUUGAAUGGAUUUUUUGAAUGCAAAGGAGCCAAAUGCACCAAAAUUAAGAAAACUUUCACCUGUGAUCGCAUUUGCAGUGAAAAUAUUACGUCUACAAACAUGAAUGUUUUUAUAAGCGUUGGUGAUGCUGUGAAAUUUGCUCAUUGUGAAUCUGCUGUUGCAACAAAUAAAGCUGCAGGUAAAAUACAAGGAACUUUGAUCCCACCCACGCAGUUCUGGUCCAAACUUCCUAAUGAAGUCACCAUGGUGUCAUGUCACACAGUGCAGUAUGAUGAAAUCCCACAAAUUAUACACGCUACAGACUGUAUAAACGGCACAAUUUACGAUGUAGAAAUAAUUCCAAAGCAUUUCAUAACAUUUAAAGAAUUUUGGAAUCUAACUGGAAAACAUAGGAAUGUAGUGGAUCCAAAGAAUGAAUUUGUCCCAAUGCAAUCUUCUCUGACCAUAUAUAAUGCUUCUCGAUUAUUUAUCAAUUUGGAUGGCUGUGUAAAUACUCUUAGAGGAGAGUGUUCAGAUUUUGUUAAGACACACGGAAGAGAUGGGAGGAACCAAACUUCACCGUCUAGAUUUCCGUGUUUUUAUAAUAAGAAAAAUUCCUUCAUGGUGGUGUCCCGUUACGAUUUGAAAAAAACGUGGAGAGACUUGAUAAUAGCUAUAACUAUACCCUCAGUUCUCUUUGUGAUUUCGUUUGUAACGCUUUGUGCUAUAAUGCAAUCAGUAAGGGUGGAUGACGACACAAAAAUGCGUUGCAAGUAUUGCUUCGGUACAUACAACUCUGAUUUAACUGAGAUGAUCAACAGCAAAUACGAAGUUUCCUCUCCCGAAUCGGAUAGGCCUUUUAAUAGGAGAAACAAUCAAGAAGUACUGAGUUAACAACAUUACACAAAGUAAUGUUAAACUUGUUAAUGUGAAAUCGACCAUAUUACGCUUAUAUAUGCCCAGGGUGUAAACAGAAAUGUUCCUUAGUGGAAGCUAAGGAUAAUAAUUAUAUUUAACUUAUAAUUAAUCUAAAAUAAACUAUCAUCAUUGUUUAAUGAAGUUAUGAAUUCUUUUAUCAUUUUCUAUUUAAGUGAAAUACAGAUACAGAACGUAGAAUCUCUAAUAGACUUUGCUUCGCACUAUGGGGAAUUGCUGUACACCAUAUUGAUUACUCUUGCUCAUAUAAAAUGCCUAGUGAAUUUAUAACCAUAUUUUAUUCUAUGCUAUGCUUCUUAUGGAUGUCAAUGUAUAAAAGCAAUACAAAUUUUUUCUGCACAUAUAAUUGCGCUUCUACAGUGUGAGUAUUUCCGUCAUACACAAUUUGUAUAACUUACUUAAUCUUAACCGGCAAUAUCGCUUCAAAGAACAAACUUUAUUAGAUAUUUAAAUCCAGCUACUACUCAAUGCUCGUUGCUUCAGUGUUUAAUUCCCCAAAUUGUGCUUUUAAGUCGACAUAAUAAUUUUCGUUCCUGAAAUAUGAAGAAAAUGAUAAGAAACAAAUUCAUUAAUAAAACUGUUGCAGAACGGAUUAGCGAUUAAAAAAAUGUUUAUCAAGAAUUUGUGAUACUUCUUCUAAUUAAUUUGGACUGAUUUUUCUUUUCCCAAAACAGUUUUGUUUUGUUAGAAAAAAGAGUCAUCACCACAAUUUCUACAAAAUUGUGUAAACUAAUCUAGGCUUACGUUAUUUCUAUAAAUUAACAUAUUUAAACACAUUUACAUUUUAUCGAAUUUUUCAUGAAAUUCUCACCCAAAAUUUGACCAAUCUUCACGUAGUCUAUUUGCUACAGAUCCAAAAGUCGAUUGUCGAGUGAUUUUAUUUAAAAAGACAAAGUAAGGCCUUUUCUAAAACUGCAUCUAUAAAAGACGUUAGAAAAUAGUGUUUUAACUAAUAAUCAGCUGUUCUAAUAGUAUCGGAAAAUUCGAUUUUUUUAAGCCGUAAUAGAUUAUUUUCCUUCCAAAAAACAAUGAAAAACAAUUUAUUUGAUUUUUAAUUUCUUAAAAUCUUACGGUGUUCAAAAGAAUACGCACAGGUACCAAUAAUCAUAUAUUAUUUACUUUGUAAUAUGCAAAAUUAUGGAAUAUACAUAAAUUGAUAGAUGUCACAACUCUUUUACUCUACAAGAUGUUAUUUGAUUAAUUUAGAUAUGAAAAACGUUUGGUUUGUCAGAAAAAGUAUGCAACUAAUAUUUGUUUACACCCUGAUUUCUAGAUUCGUAAAAAAUGAACACUUCUGUAUUAUGUAUAUUAUAAGGAUUGUUCCAAAUGAUAUUUUCUGUGCAAUCUCUGGCUAUGCACGGUUCUUGUAACCGUACUGGCUAUCAACCAAUUAUGAAAAUUCCGUCCUGGAAACGGUUCUCAAACGAUACCUAAGUCGGUUUGAACACAAAA
This is a messenger RNA of Diorhabda sublineata, 3011 nucleotides long. RefSeq lists its product as uncharacterized. NCBI's taxonomy places the organism in Eukaryota, Metazoa, Arthropoda, Insecta, Coleoptera, Chrysomelidae. The record is from RefSeq and is a predicted model, not a curated record. Gene Ontology annotation, molecular function: sodium channel regulator activity. Gene Ontology annotation, biological process: regulation of sodium ion transport. The transcript is spliced from 3 exons. Bases 114 to 1517 code for a protein of 467 amino acids.